CUAGAGGCGCCCGGACUUGCCCUCCCGGUCCUCACUUCCGCCGGAAGUGACCUCCAGUCACAAUUGCCCUCGCUGCAAGCGCGGGCAUCUGUACCCGGUACUCGGGGUGUGAGUACGACCACAAUGGCCGCCACCACCCUGCUGCGCGCGACGCCCCUCUUCAGCGGUCUCGGUGCCGGCCCAACCCCACUACUGCAGGGCCUGUUGAGGCCGCUGAAAUCCCCGGCACUGCCCCUCUUGUGCCGCGGCCUGGCCGUGGAGGCCAAGAAGACCUAUGUGCGCGACAAGCCCCACGUGAACGUGGGUACCAUCGGCCAUGUGGACCACGGCAAGACCACGCUGACCGCGGCCAUCACGAAAAUUUUAGCCGAGGGAGGUGGGGCCAAGUUUAAGAAGUAUGAGGAGAUUGACAAUGCCCCGGAGGAACGAGCCCGUGGUAUCACCAUCAACGCAGCUCACGUGGAGUAUAGCACUGCUGCCCGCCACUAUGCCCACACAGACUGCCCGGGUCACGCAGAUUAUGUUAAGAAUAUGAUCACAGGCACUGCCCCCCUUGAUGGCUGCAUCCUGGUGGUGGCAGCCAAUGAUGGCCCCAUGCCCCAAACCCGAGAACACUUAUUACUGGCCAAACAGAUUGGAGUAGAGCAUGUUGUGGUGUAUGUGAACAAGGCAGAUGCUGUCCAGGACUCUGAGAUGGUGGAGCUAGUCGAGCUGGAGAUCCGGGAACUGCUCACUGAGUUUGGCUACAAAGGGGAGGAGACCCCGGUCAUCGUAGGCUCUGCCCUCUGUGCCCUUGAGCAACGUGACCCUGAGCUAGGACUGAAGUCUGUGCAGAAGCUGCUGGAUGCUGUGGACACUCACAUCCCGGUGCCCACCCGGGAUCUGGAGAAGCCUUUCCUGCUGCCUGUAGAGUCAGUUUACUCUAUCCCUGGCCGGGGCACGGUGGUGACAGGUACUCUAGAACGUGGGAUUUUGAAGAAGGGAGAUGACUGUGAGUUCCUGGGACAUAACAAGAACAUUCGCACUGUGGUAACAGGCAUUGAGAUGUUCCACAAGAGCCUGGAUAGGGCAGAGGCAGGUGAUAAUCUUGGGGCCCUGGUUCGAGGCUUGAAGAGGGAGGACCUGAGACGUGGCUUGGUUAUGGCCAAACCAGGUUCCAUCCAGCCCCACCAGAAGGUGGAGGCACAGGUUUACAUCCUCAGCAAAGAGGAAGGUGGUCGCCACAAGCCCUUCGUAUCCCACUUCAUGCCUGUCAUGUUCUCCCUGACUUGGGACAUGGCCUGUCGUGUCAUCUUGCCUCCAGGGAAGGAGCUUGCUAUGCCUGGGGAGGACGUGAAGCUUACCCUAAUCUUGCGGCAACCAAUGAUCUUAGAAAAAGGCCAGCGUUUUACUCUGCGAGAUGGCAACCGGACCAUUGGCACUGGCCUCGUGACUGACACACCAGCCAUGACUGAAGAGGACAAGAACAUCAAGUGGAGCUGAGUCUGGACCUCUGCUCAGACUCUUGUGUUCAGGGCUGUGCUGGCCAGUGUUCUCUCCUGCUUCUCAUGCCCCCUUCCCAGGGCAUAGGCUGCAACUAGACUGAUACUUACCCUGGCCAGAGGGGGCCACAUGGCCUGCCAGGUGAGGUAGGUCAAUAAACUGUUCUGUGAAUAGUAAGCUAGCCUGGGUUUUGUGUCCUUUGUGUAAAUUGGAAGGAUGGGGGAGUAUUAAAGGAGCCGGAAGCCCAGGAGGUACCCUGGAGCCAUUUUAACUGUAAGUUCUCUCUCUAGCCUCAGUUCAUCUCAAUGCAAGCUCCUCUUUUUAAAGCUGUCAGCAUUGCUGUGGCAACUUGAGAGAAGCCAAUGGAUUGAAAGCUAGUCUUGUGAGCAUUGUAUGCUACAAUAGAGUAUUACUGGGUAAUUUUGGGGGGAGGUAGUGGGAAAGGAUUUAUCAUUUGGAGCCAGCAUGGGCUCAGCAUUUAAUGUCUAUCUUGUUUAAGCUCUGAUACUGGGGACUGUAUUUUACCUCUAGAACCAGCACCUGGCACAUAAGAGGUGCUUGAUUAACACAUAAUCUGUGCUUAAUGGGUUAUCACCAUCACUAAUUCCAAACAGGCUUGAGAAGUUGUAGAAUGAAGGUUUCACUUUCAAUGUUUGAGAUUUAAAAAGAAAAAUACUAUUUAUCACUCGGAAUAAAAUACUGAGAUUUAAAAUA
Molecule: messenger RNA, 2196 nt
Organism: Miniopterus natalensis
Lineage: Eukaryota; Metazoa; Chordata; Mammalia; Chiroptera; Miniopteridae
Gene: TUFM
Product: Tu translation elongation factor, mitochondrial
Biological process (GO): mitochondrial translational elongation
Cellular component (GO): mitochondrion
Molecular function (GO): GTPase activity; GTP binding; translation elongation factor activity
Source: RefSeq, a predicted model, not a curated record